Molecule: messenger RNA, 1729 nt
Organism: Xylona heveae TC161
Lineage: Eukaryota; Fungi; Ascomycota; Xylonomycetes; Xylonales; Xylonaceae
Exons: 1
Coding region: 261-1436 (391 amino acids)
Source: RefSeq, a predicted model, not a curated record
GAGGCGGGUCUCAUCUUUUUUGUGGAGGCACCACUUUCAAAGUUUCCUUGAAAAAUGCAAUUUUGACAUCUAUUUCCCUCGAACAAACCAUUACGUGAUAUUUCACACUCGACCGCUAACCACAAGUCCUUUUGAACUUUGUGGCGCUGGUGUGCCCACGUUUUCUGGAGGCGCAACGCCCGAAGACACCAAAGGAUUUGCCUUGCGCAAUCCACAUUUUGAAGAACAACCACUUUUCCUAACACUACAUAUCAUCCAAGAUGGAUGCAGGCGAGUAUCUGAAGCGCCAUGGGUGGCGUGGACUGGGUUACUCGUUACACCCGACCGGAAAGGGACUCAAGAAGCCUUUACUAGUGUCGCAAAAGCAGAACGUGCUCGGUGUUGGCAAGAAGCAGCAUACGCAGAGUGACCAAUGGUGGCUUCGCGCGUUCGAUUCGAGCUUACAGGGGCUAAGCACUACGACUGGUUCUACAAAAAAGUCAACACCGGCCGAAAAGGACAGCGAGGACGAAUCCGAAGAUGAGGUCCGAGUCAGUUUUUCUGGGAACGGAAUGCUCGAGAAGAUUGUCCAAGGCCGAGCAGGUCUUUACUCGUUCUUCGUCAAGGGAGAAGGAUUGAGCGGGACAAUCGACACGUCGGAAGAUGGGGAGGAGGAUAAGGGAGGGAUAGUGAACGGUGGCUCGGAAACGCGCACAAAUGGAGUGAAAAAGCUUGGUGGCGGAAAGGACAAGGGCAAGAAAGAGAAGAAGGAGGGCAAGAAGGAUAAGAGUGAGAGUAAAAAGCGAAAGAGAGAGCAAAGCGAUGACGCUGUUGACUCCGACAAGGCGGCUAAGAAGGAGAAGAAAAAGCAAAAGAAGCUAGAGCGCGAAGCUGCUUCUCGCUCAGUCUCCGUCUCAGAAUCCGCCACGAGUUCCGGAGCGACAUCCUCGACUGAGGAGUCGAAAGAAAGCAAAAAGGAGCGCAAGCAGCGGAAGCGUGAAAAGAAGGAACGUAAGGAGGCAAAGCGCGCAAAGAAGAGCAUCUCCAAUGGAACAUCAGUAUCUGGCGACACGCCUACGCCAACAAUUUCUUCGUUGCCUAUUUCGACAAUCACGACCUCCACAUCGACCACGGCAUCCUCCCCUGCCCCUGGUUCGAGGGAAGAGACGAUCACAACAGCAAGCACAUCGGUAACACCAGCUGAAAGCGUCUCGGAUCCGGCAAAUGAGCUGCUAUCUGCUGCUGUGGACAAAGCUGAGCGCAAGCGACAAAGGGAGGAAAAGAAAGCGCGAAAAGAAUCAAAGGAAUCUAGUAAAAAGAAAACUGAAAAGCGAGAGAAGAAGGAUGAGAGUGGGAGGAAGGAGAAGGCCGAGAAGAAGAGAAAACGGGAUGACGAUGGAGCUGAAGAAAAGAGCAGUGAGAAGAAGACGAAGAGCAAGAGCAAGAAGCGCGAGUAACGACCUAGUUAUGGAGUGCACAUCACCUCGCUGGCAUUGGCAUGACAUCAGUAUAUAUUGCAUUCGUUGCAUUGCAUGGACGGCGUUUCGGGGAUCAUAAAAGCUUGAAGAACCUAGCGAACCGGCAUUUUUUGGGAAUGAUACCAGAAGAAAAGUCCGGAAUUUUUUUUGGGUUGUUAGAAGGGGAUAAGCGUGGUGCAUCAACAGACAUCCUAGACUAGAUCCAAUUCUGUAUAAUAGACAAUGAACCAGCCCUGGCGGCGAAAUCAUCAAUCAAUGUAUCAAUUGGAAGC